Messenger RNA from Capsicum annuum, 627 nucleotides. RefSeq lists its product as uncharacterized. The record is from RefSeq and is a predicted model, not a curated record. The coding region runs from base 204 to 593 and encodes 129 amino acids. NCBI's taxonomy places the organism in Eukaryota, Viridiplantae, Streptophyta, Magnoliopsida, Solanales, Solanaceae. The transcript has 3 exons.
AAAGAGAUCUAAAUAAUGACUUCAAAUUUUAGUUUUCCAUCUACUUGUAUGUUAAUAGGAUUUUAAUGUAUAAUGAUGAUAGAAGUUGGAUGAACCACCAUAGAUAGUUAGAUGAAUAUGAACAAGGAGUUAAAUAUUUUCUUAAUAAGGCCUUUGAACGAGCUUCUAAAGAAAAUGAAAUAUUAUGCCCUUGUAAAAAGUGCAUGAACCGCUAUUGGCAUUAUAGAGAAGUCGUGGAAGAUCACAUAUAUGAUGAAGGGUUUGUUGAUGGUUACACCAAAUGGAUUUUUCAUGAAGAAGGAAUUUCCUCGAUAAAUACACCUUACUCAAUCAACAAUGAUAAAUGUUCUAAUUUGCAUAAUGAUAUUGAUGGAUUGCUUUAUGAUACAUUUAUAAAUGUUGAUGAUAAUUUAGGGGAUGAAGGAGCGGGAGAGGGAUUACUCGACGAUGCAAAGAAAAUUUUUAAACUAUUAGAGGAAGGGAAGAAACAAUUAUAUCAGGGAUCUGUUGAAGGAGGCAUUUCUCUUGCUCAGCUGCCAGAGUCUUUCAACAAAGCUAGAAAGAUGGAAAAGUGUUGGUCAUGCCUCAGCUAAUGCAAGUUCAAAAAUUCUUACAAAAGUUUUAAGG